Messenger RNA from Desarmillaria tabescens, 3336 nucleotides. RefSeq lists its product as uncharacterized. The record is from RefSeq and is a predicted model, not a curated record. The transcript is spliced from 20 exons. NCBI's taxonomy places the organism in Eukaryota, Fungi, Basidiomycota, Agaricomycetes, Agaricales, Physalacriaceae. The coding region runs from base 1 to 3336 and encodes 1111 amino acids.
AUGCUGCAACAUAUUGCUAUCGACCACCUUGGCUCUUGCCGCAAUGAUCCCACCAAAUGCAGCUCCUACUGCGGAUUCGGCUUUGUUGCUACAGAGACCAUCGAUGGAAAUUUGGAUAGUGUCCCAGUGUUGAGCAUUUGCGGGGUCUGCAAAUGUCCUGCGGCAUCUCAUAUCAAGGAUGUACCAGAUCAUCUCAAGGCACCACCGAAGCUCUCUCCUGUCGAUGUCACCGUCUCUGGCUCUGAGGCAGUAUCAGGGAAUAUCAAGCCAACUUUCAAUAGCGCUAGGCCAGAGAUCGAUGUCAAUGCAACGAAGGAUGCUAUCUACAACUCUUGCUCAUCCAGCCAGAUUUCAGCGAUCAUCAGCAAGAAUGGCAAAGAUAUGAUGCCACCCAAGAAGCGGAAGAAGACUGCAACUACUACCGAAUCUGAUUCGACAUCUGGUACCAAGCAGCCGAAGAAGACAAAGGCUUCUUCCUCCCAGGACGACGACUCGCUCACAGUAUUUAUGAUCACCCUAGUCAGUGAGACGUCAGUGGUGUGGUCUGCGAAGUUUGAACAUGUCAGCACCCAUGCAUUUAUCGCACUUCGUACUGCUCGCUUCGUGCGUGAGGUGCAAGUUCCUAAGAAGGCAACAAGCUUUGUGGUGAUCAGCCUGAUCGAGGAUGCAUUCAAGGACCUUAUUCGUCCUGGCCGCUGGUGUGUAUUGCGUGGGGAUUCUUCUGCUGAACGCAAAGGUCACCGCACGAAGUUUAAGCCUACAAUCCUUGUAUCCAACAACCAGCUUGAUUACAAGGCUCUGAAAUUUUCCGCUUACAACACCCAGCCUCGCGAUGUGAAAAGUGGCGAGUAUCUGAACCUUGUGUGGAUCGCACGUUCACGUGGAGAGCCUGAUAUUCCUGUUCCUUCUGUAUUUGAGCCUGAUGGUGACAUCGAUGAUGAUGUUUCAGGUCCUAGCGAUAAGCAUGCUCCCACUGAUGAUCCCGAAGCUGGCAUGAACGGUUGCCAGGGUGUGAACUCCGUGACGCAACCUCUGUUUUUUCCACCCGCAAGUGAUUCUGAGGCUGCAUGGGAUUGUUCUAGCAUACCGGAUGGACCAAGUGAGGCCACAGGGACAUCCAAUCUAUCUAAUAGCUUCCCCUUUGGUAUUGCUGAACCAGAUUUCAGUCACCUGGCACCGGAACUUGCAGGGUUCAGCAACAACUUCGAUGGUGGAAUUUUCUUCAACGGUGUUUCUGGGUCACAUACAGCGAAUUUCCAGCAGUUUAAGUUUGAGGCUGCUACAUCCCCAGAAACGUUUCAACACAAUUAUAUUCAUCCUCAUGACAAUUCACACAUCAAGAGUAACACCAGCACGAGUCCGAUAUAUACACCGCAAGUUCCUACUCCUGCAGCAAGCACAGUCCGGUCGUCCCCAGCUGGUGAAGUGAAUCCAGCUCCACCAGCGCCAGGUGCCUUCGUGGAUAACACUUUCCCUCCGACCUUCUGGAGGCUUCACCGAUUGCACACAAACAUGGCAGUCCUAUCCACGCAGCAUGUGAAAUGGUUUUUGACAGGUCUAUCGAGCCAUCCGGUCCCAAUCUUCUUCAAAGACAUCAAGGGACUACAGCCAGUUCUCAAGGCACAUAUCGAGAAGCUAGUUGCUUUGUCAGGAGACGAGAAGUCUAACGCCAUCAAUGCGUUCCUCGUCUUUCUGGAUCAGCUGCUUCGGGAUCUCAUACAGCCAUUCAUUGAGCUUGCGGUAUUCAUCUCUGCAUCUUCCGUAGUCCCCCCUGAAAUUGAGAAACGCUUCGAUGACACUUUUGCUGUCGGACCAGGUGGUGUUGGCAUGUUGAUCUCGUUCUUGAUGGACUUAUUCAGGAUGCUUGGUGCACUGCCCAAAAAUGUGUCUCUGGAUGCCUCGGGCGCUAGCGCACAGAGUUUGUUCCACGGUCUCCCAUCCCAUCUCAUGGUACUGCUGAUUCAUCUCCGAACAAAAUACCACCGUGGGCUUUGGGAUGCUGAUGGCUGUCGUGACCUUAUUUACAUUCUCCACAGCCAUGGCGAUAAGCUUCCGGUUGGAACACUGGAGUCAAACUUAUAUGCGUGUUUUUCGCAGAUUAACAUUACGGAUGAUCCGCUAAAGAUGGAACAUAUCAAGUUCCUCCUUUCGAGUGCCUUUGGGAGCCUGUCUGACCCAACGCAGAUGUGCCAUGAUGCCAUCUGUACUGGUCAAUACGGUCUGGAUGGCUUCUACUCUUCGGUUGUUGUUCCGAUGCUCGAUGAUAUUGAAUAUGAUGCAGAUGGAUACUCCGACUUAUUGGCUAUUCUCGCAAAGCUGUGUAAGGGACUGGCUCGUAAAGCGGGAAAUACUAUCAAGUCGUAUAAGCCACCAUCGGAGGAGAAGCAAGAUAAAGACAAGGUUAGACAAGCGAGCAGAGCAGGGAGGUCUCAAAGGCAGACACGGUCAUCGAAGAAGGGUGCGGACGCACCUGGUGCGAUGUUAAACUCGAAGACUGGCUAUUAUCGACAGAAGAAGUCUAGUGAACAUGGCCAUGAUUACGAAACUGACAGUCCGGAUGACAUGACAAAUACCGACUCACUUGAAUCCGACUACUACACCAAAGUCAAGCCAAAUCAACCAGAUAUCAAGUUUCGGCGCCAGGAAGCGUUAUUUGCUCUUACAAUUUUUAAAGUGAAACCAACGUUCACUUAUGUCCCAGGCUCUUCAAGCGAAGACCAGUCCAAGUACAACUGGGACGACUUCGACGCAAUCUCAGACAAGUAUUCACGAUUAGGUAGAAAGCCGAAGAAGGCCAGCACCAGCACAUUCUCAUCGAGACACUGGGCGGCUGGUCCACCAGGCUCUGCCAAACCAAAACCCUCUGCACGAUAUCCAGGAAAGCGAGCCUUCUCAGCUUCUUCUGGACGAUCUAAGAAGUCGUCUGGUUCGUUUCCCAAGGCAUCCUCUGGGAGCACCACCCCGAAGCCAGGAUCGUCGUCUAAACCAAGACCAACGCCUAUCAGUGUUGCCAAGGUGCCACCCUCUCGAAUUCAAGAAGCGCAAGAACUUGCGAAUACACACAAGGAUCCUGACAUCAAGUGGCCACAUUUUCUCUCAGGAUUACUUAAUGAUUUCGGCCACCCAGAUCCCAACUGCAAACCACGACUGACAGAUAUUUUCAAGGACGGUAUACAGCCAACCGCGCAGUGGAAGAAAAUUCAUCUGGUUUAUCAUGUUGAUAAAAACCGCACACAGUCAGAGGAAUGGCAGCAAAUCUGUUCGGUAUUCACACCGGCACUGAACCUUUGGCGAGAACGGAUAGAAGGUACUUAUGUAUGGCCCAAGGGGUAUUAG